AUGAGUGCGCUUUUUCAGGAAGACGUCGAACUUCCCCAGCACAGACACAACCAGCCCCCAAUCCUGGCUGCGGACAGCGUCCUGGGCGCUCCGCUGCUGCAGGCCUUCGGCAAGCUCGAAACGGACCGCACUCUGGCUCUGGGCCAGCUCGGACCGCCUUCGAGUGGCCAAAAGCACCGGCAUUCUGGUGCAGCCGAAACGCAAGCGCCCCCGCCGACAGCGGCGCGUGGUGGCCGCGGCGUGCUUCAAGGACUGCAGAUGCGAGUGAAGCCACGUGCGCGAGCGGGUGGCGCUCAUAGACGCCGCGCGAUCACGGCGGUGCCUCCGGCGGCGAGAUCCGGUGGAGCCAUCUCCCUCCCCGCCGCCAAAGAGCUGCGCACGCCAGUGGUUCGCAGCGGCGGGCAGCGCGCCGACUCGGCGCGCUGCGGCCGAGGGCCUUCAACUGAGACCGCCAUCGCACUCGCUGAGAAAGUCGCCGCGCAAGGGCAGCUCGCCCCAGAGACGAAGCGCGUCCAUCCGACUCUACCGGCGCUUCAGUCCGGCUACUAA
Messenger RNA from Phytophthora sojae, 549 nucleotides. RefSeq lists its product as hypothetical. The record is from RefSeq and is a predicted model, not a curated record. Lineage: Eukaryota; Oomycota; Peronosporomycetes; Peronosporales; Peronosporaceae. The transcript has 3 exons. The coding region runs from base 1 to 549 and encodes 182 amino acids.